Molecule: messenger RNA, 1873 nt
Organism: Anopheles funestus (African malaria mosquito)
Lineage: Eukaryota; Metazoa; Arthropoda; Insecta; Diptera; Culicidae
Gene: TORIP
Exons: 3
Coding region: 129-1628 (499 amino acids)
Biological process (GO): membrane organization
Cellular component (GO): membrane
Molecular function (GO): ATPase activator activity
Source: RefSeq, a predicted model, not a curated record
GUGUACAAGGCAAACAAACUACAAACUACAACUACAAAAAUCCACAAAAAUGUUUGUGGACUACAAAAAUCUUUUACCAAUUUCAUUUUAUUCCGAGUUCAAGUUUCCAGUGCAAAAAGCAGUGCUGAAUGUGUAUCUUUUAUAUCCGGUGUUUGCUGAAAAGCAUGAGAGAGAAAGCGAGAAUAUCCAUACGUAAGUACGGAAGAGAGAGAGAAAGAGAGAGAGAGAGAGAGAGAGAGAGAGAGAGAGAGAUGAAAUCGAAGCGGUAUGAGAAAAAAACACGCACUGCUGUUUGUUUUGAUUAUAAAUCCAGGACGUGCAUCGGUAUGGUUACCCCAAAAAAGUUGAAUGUUUCAGGCCCUAAAAAACGCAAAACGCUCCAGAGUGUUCGGCGAAGUUCUCUGGCAGAAGAUGAUGAUAUCAUAGCAAACCUAGAUGAGUGCUCUUACGAACAGCAACCUGCCACCUUUAGCCGAGAAAGCAGUGUAAAUCGUUCACAGUCAACUUGUGAGCAGCAGGAUUUGAUCGAUUCGGAUGAUUCCUCUUCCGACGCUUACACUGACGAUAUGGAACUUAUUAUAGAAGAGGAGAAAAGUGCCUCACCUGAAGAUGCAAGCAUGCAGCAUUCAACGGACGAUUACAAAAGAGCACAUUUUAAUCAAAUGCACACUUCGGGAAGAACUUCGCUUUCUCCGAAUGAUGAUUGGCACCAGCCCGUAGUACUACAUCGCUAUUUCACACCCAUGGAAGAAGACAAAAGUGCCACGCCAGUAGGUGCAAGCAUGCAGCAUUCAUCGGACAGUUAUCGAAGAACUCCUUCUAAAGAGAUGCCAACUGUGAGAAGAUCUUCGCUUCCUCCCAAAGCUGAUUGGUACCAGGCUGAAUCACUAAAACUCAGCUCAGAAACCAGCAGCGGUAAUGGAUUUGUUAGCGUGAUGGUAAUCGUUGCAUGUGUGUUUUUAGCAAUAGCAUUUGUAGUACGAUACGCCCAAUCCGAUAUCAGCGGGAAUGUAACAAAUGUGCACACGCCAUUUGCAACUUGUGAUGCUUUUCUUAAACUAGAAGAGCGGUACAAAACGGUCGAUGAGAACCUCUGGGACAUGUUGGUUGUGAACGUGCGUCGAGCAACUGCUGUUGAUGAAAACAGGCAACCAGGAACAAUUCUUUUCCUCCACUACGGGCCCACGGUUAUUCUGGACGGUUUUAUCAACAGCGUAUCGAACAUAACGGCCGGUUGCUUUGGAGGAACGGAACCAAUCACGCUGGACGCUAAAUACUUCAAGCAGCCCGACUUCCAUGAAGACUAUGGUGUGAUUCUAUCUCAGCAAAAAGAAGCAUUACUACAGCGCGGAGUGAUGGUGGUACGAAAUUUUCAAGAUGUCCCAGCAUGGGCUGCUCAAGCAUUUCAUACGAUUUGCGACACGGAGGAACCGUUGGUGAAUAGAGCGGUUAUUUAUAUCACGUUGGAUAUGCUCAGAGCGGCCGAUGUGUCAAAACCACCGAGUGAGCAAAGUGCUACAGAAGAAGCAGAAAAAUUGCUGCAUCAAUUAUGGAAGAAUUCUUUAGGUCCCGCAGUACUUGAUCCACUGAUCACUCGACUGACGGAGAAUGUGUAUCGUAUUGUGUGAGCAUACGUAGUUAAAAUUAGUUUAAGUAUCGGCUAUGUUCCAAACGAAUUGCACGAUGGCUAGCUUUGGAUGGCUCUAGUCGUUCGUGAACGCGGGUUCGUACGCAGGAUUUAUUAUCCGACAGCGUGUGCAAUGCAUGUGAAGACCAUCCAUAAAUGAAUAGUACACAAUCGAAUUAUUAAUCAUGGUAAAGACAUUUAUUUCGAAUAUUUAAGGACUAAUAAAUUACUGAUUGGAAAAGGAAA